AUGUCCCCUCACAGCGAUGCACCCUCACCUGUUGGGUCCUUUGGGGUCCAGCCUUACAACCAAUGGCACUCAAGCUCAAGAGUCAACAACUUCUCAGACACCUCAUCCGGCAGCUCCGUCGACUCGAUAGACGUGCGGCACUCUACUCGCCCUCUGGUCCCAGGGGUCUACGUCCCAACCAUGUGCUUCUUUGACGACUCAGAAGACGUUGACACGGCUGCCAUUGCCGAUCACGCUGUGCGACUCGCAAGGGCUGGAGUCACCGGCCUAGCUACCCAGGGAUCCAACGGUGAGGCCGUCCAUCUCUCUCACUCGGAGCGGCAACUCGUCACCGCCACCACAAGAGCCGCCUUGAAUGACGGCGGCUUCUCACAUAUGCCCCUGAUCGUGGGCUGCGGGAGCCAGAGCACGCGGGAGACGAUCCAGUAUUGUCGGGAGGCUUGGGAGGCUGGGGGUGACUAUGCGCUGGUGCUACCCCCGUCAUACUAUGCCACGUUAUUUGCUCCGGCCUCGGAAACCAUCCUGGAGUAUUUCACAACAGUGGCGGACAAGUCCCCCAUCCCCAUCAUCAUCUACAACUUUCCCGGUGCCGUGGGAGGCAUGGAUCUCUCGUCGGACAUCAUCGUGACUCUUGCGGCGCACCCAAACAUUGCGGGCGUCAAGCUGACGUGCGGAAACACUGGCAAGCUGAACCGUGUAGCCGCGGCAACCCGCAAGCUCUCUACUACAUACAACCCAGCACGGCCAGAGUUCCUUGUCCUUGCGGGAUCGGCUGACUUUCUGAUCCCAUCCCUCUCCGGAGGCGGACACGGGAUCCUGGCUGGGCUGGCCAACAUGGCCCCGAGGGCGUGCAUCCGAACGAUGGAACUGUACCGGGAAGGCAAGGUUUCCGAGGCACAGAGGCUGCAGGAGGUUGUCUCACAGGGCGACUGGACGGCCAUCCAGGGCGGUGUGGUUGGUGUAAAGGCUGGGCUGCAGGCCUGGAGGGGAUACGGAGGAUUUGCCCGGAGCCCUCUGCCGAAGCCUACGGCAGAGCAGACGAAACGGUGGAAAGAAGGCUUCCGGGACCUGAUGAUGCUGGAACAAACACUAUCAUGA
Molecule: messenger RNA, 1098 nt
Organism: Fusarium keratoplasticum
Lineage: Eukaryota; Fungi; Ascomycota; Sordariomycetes; Hypocreales; Nectriaceae
Exons: 1
Coding region: 1-1098 (365 amino acids)
Molecular function (GO): 4-hydroxy-tetrahydrodipicolinate synthase activity
Source: RefSeq, a predicted model, not a curated record